Molecule: messenger RNA, 1487 nt
Organism: Eucalyptus grandis
Lineage: Eukaryota; Viridiplantae; Streptophyta; Magnoliopsida; Myrtales; Myrtaceae
Product: peptide chain release factor PrfB3, chloroplastic
Exons: 5
Coding region: 960-1469 (169 amino acids)
Source: RefSeq, a predicted model, not a curated record
CCUCCUCCAAGAGCCCUGCCAAUCGCAGCUGGUUCCCGACCCCCUUCGCCUCCGACUGUUUCCAACGCCGAGAUUGAGCGUAAGGUUCGUGCUCGCCUUGGUGUCUAGGCAACUUCUGGGCCUCCGUCCGAUUGCCUCCCUCUGGCGAACUCGUCAUCAACUCCGACUCCGAGCCGCCGUCGCCGCCGCCGAUGGCGUCCUCCGUCUCUGGCAUCUACUCGUCCUCCCCCUUCCUCAGGCCGAAGACACCGCCAGCCUCCGCCGCGAAGUCGUCGGCCUUCGGCAGGAGGGAGGCGGCCUCGGUCUCGUUCCCGAGCGGCGCCAAGCUCCCUGCCGUCGACCGGGUGCUAUCCCUGUCCGACGAACUCCCUCUCUCUCUCCACCCUCCCCCUUUCCGAUUGGCGAACCACCGCGAGCAGCCGACGAACCAGGAAGCGAACCUAAUAUUUUCUCCCUUCUCCGACGCUCGAUGCCCUCUCUGCACUCUACCCCGACGCUCGACGGCCGAUUUCGCUCGCCUCUCCCACGACCUCCACGCUUUUGGCGGUUCUUCCCUCGCGGUUCGGUGAGGUCUCGGGGAGAUUAUUGAGCACGGAAGUGAAUAUUACUGAUGGAAAACCAUGAGGUCUUGAGAAUUUGCCUUCAACAAAGAGCAAGGUCUUGAGAAUCUGCUUCGUUCGGGUCAAGAUGGCGGGCUCCACAGCCGCACAAGUCCACGGUCUUGCGCUGUAUGGUCCGGGCUUGUAGCUCUGUCGACGGCAAAAGCAAGGUCUACAGAGAACUCGUUAUGGGCUGAAAAACUACUGAGAAUGUACCAAAAAUGAGCUGAGAAGCAAGGUUAUUGAGGGAGGAUUGUAGAGAAGCGUCGGGCAACAAAUGGUGGAAUCACUUCUGCAACGGUUGAAUUUGAAUUUGAUUAUGCAUAUGGUUGUCUUCAAGGGGAGAGGGGUGUUCAUCGAAUGAUAAGUGGUUCAGAAACUGGAUCAACAAUUGAUGAGGUUAGCCUAGCAGCUGUCGAUAUAAUUCCUCUGUUCCGUGAUUCGGCCCCUGACCUAAAAAUUAGUGAGGAGGAUUUGCUAAUCUCGUGCCCAUCGUCAUCACCUGAAGUAAAAGUCAUUGAAGGCCGGUCUGGAGUUGUUAUUCAGCAUGUUCCUACUGGUUUUGUCGUCCAAUCUUUGGGUGAAAGGAGCAUUUUUGCAAAUAAGAUUAAGGCCCUCAACUGGUUGAAGGCUAAACUUAUCGCAGCCAGAGAUGUAGGAGUUCCAGGCAUAAAUGGGUUCAAGAAAGAAAAUGUGUUCGAUGUAUGGCGAGACAAGGUCCGAAGAUAUGUUCUUUACCCUCGCAAGCAUGUGAAAGAUGUAAGAAGUGGUGUUGAAAUGCCUGACCUGUAUUCUGUUUUGGACGGUAAUAUAGAACCUCUGAUUGGAGCUCAUAUCCAGAUGAGACUCUCAAAUGACAUGCCUCCAUAGUAAAGCAGCUUUUCCCAA